AUGGUUAAUGGAGAAUUCAAAUGUCUUGAUAGUGUACAACAUUUAAAAACAAAACUUGGUCAUGGUUAUAGUAUAUUUGUUCCAUCAUAUGUUACUAAUGGUACGAAAAAUACUAUCAAUUAUAUAAAAGAACGUAUAUCAGAAGCUGAUAUUAAAGAAGAACAUGAUAAAAUGAUACAUUUUUGUGUAUCAGCAAAUGUUCAAUUAUGUCAGUUGUUUGGUGUUUUUGAAAAAGCAUGA
Messenger RNA from Rotaria sp. Silwood2, 240 nucleotides. NCBI's taxonomy places the organism in Eukaryota, Metazoa, Rotifera, Eurotatoria, Philodinida, Philodinidae. The record is from the annotation of a GenBank genome assembly.